UAUAUAUUUAUAUAUGUUUCCUUUUCUUGUAUAAAGAAACCUACCUCAGAAAAUUUCUCCCAGCCAUCAAAACUGCUGAUCAUGCAGACCAAAAUGUUUCAGGCAAAGUUAUGCAAUAAGGCAGUGGUAGUUAGUGUCUAUGAAGAGAAGCCAACAAAGAGAAAGCUGGUGGACUCAUCAAAAAAUCAACACCACCACCAUCACCAUCACCACCACCACUAUUUUGUUGUUCAAGGCGGACACCGCGGCGGCGGUGAUAGAACUAAUAGAAGAGCUCAGCUUCUUCUUUAUUCUCAAAGCCUUAGGGAGUCUGUUCAUAAUCAUCCUCCACAAUCAUCUCACUUGCAUCCCAUUCCAAAGCCACUCUCUUCUGAUAUAUUGCAGCCUACACAAAAUGUUGGUGCUGUCCAAAGAAAGAAAAAGCAUGACAAGACUCCUACUUGUCUAGGUAACUGGAAAUUCUUGAAUUUGAAGUUAUGCAGAUUGUUAACAGAUGUCCAAAUCAAGAAAGAUAAGAAGAAGAGGCAGCACUCUGUAACUCCAAGCAAUGCUAUGAAAGCUGUGAUGAAAACUCUUGAGGUGCAAAAGAAGAAGGGGUUUGUUGCAAAAUUUAUAUCAAUGCUGAACAAGAGUAGGAAAAACUGACCUAAUUAUCAUAGUUCAGCUCAACUUCUAAAAAAGUGAAAAUCACAAUAUUAUAAAUUUUAUUUUUCCAUUUUUGAUAUUCUUAUAUCGAUGAACUUUUGGAUGUCGAGUUUCUAUAUAUUCUUUAAAUCAGAACAGUUAUAUGAUAUUCCUGCACAAAUCAUCAAAGUAACAGAUUUAUCAAGCUUCCGCUACGUCGAUAAGGUAAUGAGUUGUCAUCUCUUUUACUUUCACAACAGAAAAUAGAGCAAGAAAAUACACAUCUCAGAAAGUUAGAAUACACUACUUGAAGGUGGUGCUAACAAAAACGGCGACAGGAACUCUAACAACAUGAUUUCUACUUCCAUUCAGUACUAUCUCUCCAAAUGUGUAUGUUCUCAUUGCCCUACUUGCUUUUAUCAAAAUUCGAAUAUGCCUUGAGCCAUUGCCUCUUAUCCAGAAAACUUUUGGCUUCACAGUAAUAUUUACACCUACUGGUUCUUUCACACUCACUCGGUAGACUUCAUUCCUUUUACUCACAUUGGUUACGCAUCGAAUCACCUUUCUCAAUCCAACUAGAUUUGAAAUGACCACACUUGGUGUAUUCAAAUCCGAACACCAUGCCUUCGUCUUAUUGGGGCACCCUUUCCCUACAGCACGUCUCACAGACUCAUCAUCAACUCCGGGAACAGCACAAAGAAACUGGACAUAGUGCUCAAAAUUGGUAUCGAAUACAAGUCCGGGGUCAAUGGCUCGAGCAGGGUUGAUGGAUCCAGCACCCAAAUCAAAUGGGGUAGCAGGUAUUUGCUGGCUGGACGAUUGUGCUAACAUGGGAGAGCCAAAGCGGUCAGUUGUAUCUGCUGUUGUCAUCAUCGCUGAGGUGAUAGCUGCAGGACUCCACUUGGGAUGACUUUGCUUGAUUAAAGCUGCAACACCGGCAACGUGAGGAGUAGCCAUGCUAGUACCAGAGAUAAGCGCAAAGUUCUGCCCUGCAAAAGUAGCAACAAUUUUUUGUUAACAUGUCAGUCUUUUAAAGGCAAAUGGAUAUUUAUCUCAUAUUCUUGAUCACAGUUUUAGUCCGAGUCAAAUGACAAGGCAUUUUCUUUGCAACUCCCCCAGUCAAAAGGUAUUUGUAACUUUACCUUUGAUAUGAAGAUCUCCCUCGCUAUUCGGACUCCAUGCAGCCCAAAUAGAGGAUCCCGGAGCCAUGAUGUUUGGUUUCAAGACAUCAGCAGUUUGCAAAAGUGCAUUGUUCACAUCGGGACCUCUAGAGGAAUAGGAUGCCACUAUUGGUGCCUGUCCAGAAAAAAACGCUUGCCUUCCAUCCAGAAUUCUUGCCCUUGCAGAAAAAAGUAUAGCUCUUCCUCUCCUGCUUCUGAUUGUAUUAGAGUUAUAAUACUCCCAUAAAGCCUGCAAAGUGAUUUAAAACAAACUUGUAGUGAUUUUCAUAACUUCAGAAUUUUGGAGUUUCAGAAGCGGUUCCGAAACAGAAACGAAAUACUAGAGAAGUUUCUGUGUAACAUAAGCAGUUAGCCUACGUUGAUUUUUUUGGGUCAUUGAUGAAAGAGAUUUUGCAUUUCAGUUUCUGUGGAUUUACAAGGACAACAAAGAUUUUUUCGAUUUUUAGUUCUAUCAGGCCAUAAGUAGAAUAAAUAAGGGAAACUGUUUUUCUUAAAGAAAAAUGAGUUAAAUGAUUGGGUGAUAUACCGAGGAAGCUUGCACGGUAUUCAGGAUAAUUGCAGGGACUUGCGUGGUCAUUGUGGUACCCUUCAACUGCUCAGAACCCAUGUCAGGGUCCAUUGUGAUUAUAAAACCUGCAGCUCCUAUCUGCUUUAUAGUGUCUUCGACAGUUGCAAUGCUUGCAUCCUCGUAUUCAAAGUCAAAGGUAUAUGUGCAGAUGAUCAACUUUCCCUGAGCCAACAAUUUGAUGAAGUGUUCCGGAUAUUGACAGCUCUCAACUUCUCCGACACUGGUGACAUUUGCAAGAGACACAUCAGCUGCAGAAGCUAUUGGGAAGAGGAAUUCUCCUGACGUUGGAGCUGCACAACAUACCAACAGGAUUUUAAAAAUUGGAAUGAAAUUGAUAGUUCAUUUACAGAUCAAUGAAGAAAACUUUAAACUGCAAUACGCAAACUUGGUUGCUGCAUUAUUCACAUAUGCAAUAUAUUACAAUAGCACAAGAGAACUGAAAAAUUACGAGCAAGGCCAAUGCCAGAGACACUUCGACCAUUCCCUAAGACAAUUGCAUUGUUAUACUUGCGAUCAGUGGUGGAGGCAGCAACACUUGUGAUCCAGGGGCUAAAAGAGAGGACUGAACUGGAAGAAGGGCCACCAUUACCGGCAGCUUGAACGACAAAAAUACCAGCUUUUGUAGCAAACAAUAGUUCCAUGUCUAGCACAUUGAGGAAUGCAGAAGGACCAGGAGGGACACUAGAUGGCCCUAUGGAAAGGCUUAGUAUAUCAACUCCAUCUUCCACUGCCUGAAGCAAACAAACGAUGGCAUAAAGACUGUUAGCUGAUAAAUUUCAAUAAAUUGUAAAGAUCCAAAUUUUAUACGCUACAUUCUGUUGAAAUUUAAUUCAAGAGACUCAUUAAGUUGAUUCAGUUAACUAGUUUUAGCA
Messenger RNA from Mercurialis annua (annual mercury), 3245 nucleotides. RefSeq lists its product as uncharacterized. Lineage: Eukaryota; Viridiplantae; Streptophyta; Magnoliopsida; Malpighiales; Euphorbiaceae. The coding region runs from base 82 to 645 and encodes 187 amino acids. The transcript is spliced from 4 exons. The record is from RefSeq and is a predicted model, not a curated record.